GAGCGUCGAUCUGUGAAGGAUGGAAGUACUCAGCAACCCGAAGAUAGCACUGAUGUUCCCGAAAGUUCUAGUCCAGUUUUUGUUGCAGUUGUCGCCAAGGAGAUUUCUGCAGUUACUGUUGAUUCGUCAGCGGAUGGUAAAGACUCUUCUGCAGUGGCUAAGAAGGACGGUGUUAUUGUAGCUUAG
Messenger RNA from Cylicostephanus goldi, 186 nucleotides. The record is from the annotation of a GenBank genome assembly. Lineage: Eukaryota; Metazoa; Nematoda; Chromadorea; Rhabditida; Strongylidae.